Molecule: messenger RNA, 3856 nt
Organism: Archocentrus centrarchus (flier cichlid)
Lineage: Eukaryota; Metazoa; Chordata; Actinopteri; Cichliformes; Cichlidae
Gene: cab39l
Product: calcium binding protein 39-like
Exons: 9
Coding region: 461-1465 (334 amino acids)
Biological process (GO): intracellular signal transduction
Molecular function (GO): protein serine/threonine kinase activator activity
Source: RefSeq, a predicted model, not a curated record
AUUAAAAGCUUUUAUGACCUCUCGGGAGAAUAGAGGGCUUCUUUGUUGAAUUCACAAAAACAGUGGCAUUUUGACUUUUCCAUCGAUAGUCUGCGCCUCAGUUUAAAGUCCAACUGUGCUUCUCCUUCUCCCUCCGAAAGAAUGAGGGUCCGCCGGUUAUUUUACUAUGACAACGUAAUCCGGAAGUCCUUCAUCUUAGCAUAUUGGCUAACUUGGCAGCACGGUGGAAAGCGACCAGAUGGAAUUCAGCACUGCCUUCUUAACAGAUUCCACACAUUUUAAAUUGUUUCGCACACAUUUUUAGCCGACUUUCCUGCUGACAAACAGCCCUGGCGUGAACACAGGCGCUUAUCUGGGAGCUUCGGCUGCGCUGUGAACCGGGACAGAAGCGGUCGAGACGUUUACAGAUCCCCCCCCCACACCAAACAUCUUCCCACUGUCCCAAAGGCGUGUGUGCAUCAUGCCGCUGUUUGGUAAAUCACACAAGAGUCCUGUGGACAUCGUCAAGACCCUGAAGGAAAAUCUGGCCAUUCUGGUCAAACAGGAUAAGAAGACAGACAAGGCCUCUGAGGAGGUGUCAAAGUGUUUGGUGUCCAUGAAGGAGAUUCUGUACGGAAGCAAUGACAAGGAGCCCCACACUGAGACUGUGGCCCAGCUGGCCCAGGAGCUGUACAACAGCGGCCUGCUGAUCACACUGGUAGAAAACCUACAGGUUAUAGAUUUUGAGGGGAAGAAAGACGUGUGCCAGAUCUUCAACAACAUCCUGAGGAGGCAGAUUGGGACGAGGAACCCCACUGUUGAAUAUUUCUGUUCCCAUCAGGAGGUCCUUUUCAUACUGCUGAAAGGAUAUGAGACACCUCAGGUAGCGCUGAAUUGUGGGAUCAUGCUGAGGGAGUGCAUCCGCCACGAGCCGCUCGCCAAGAUAGUUCUUCAUUCGGAGCAUUUCCACAGUUUCUUCAACUAUGUGGAGAUGUCCACCUUCGACAUUGCUUCUGAUGCAUUCGCCACCUUCAAGGACCUCUUGACGAGACACAAAGUGCUUGUGGCUGAAUUCCUCGAGCAGAACUACGAUGCUGUGUUUGCAGACUAUGAGAAGCUGCUGCACUCUGAGAAUUAUGUCACCAAGCGGCAGUCUCUAAAGCUUCUGGGAGAGCUGUUAUUGGACAGACAUAACUUCACGGUCAUGACGCGUUACAUCAGCAAGACGGAGAAUCUCAAGCUGAUGAUGAAUCUGCUCAGAGACAAGAGUCCCAACAUCCAGUUUGAGGCCUUCCACGUCUUUAAGGUGUUCGUAGCAAACCCCAACAAGACGCAGCCCAUCAUUGACAUCCUGGUCAAGAACCAGACCAAACUCAUCGAUUUCUUGAGCAACUUCCAGAAGGACCGCACAGAUGACGAUCAGUUCAACGACGAGAAGACCUACCUUAUCAAACAGAUCAGGGAUCUGAAGAAACCGGCUUCCUAGAGAAGCUUCCCUUCCUGCCCUCUACUUCAACUUUUUAUCAAUAGGAAGACAUAGAAAAAAAACACAUUAACAGUAAUGGCUACUCUAUUUAAAAGAAAAUUCUUUGAGACAUUAUUUGUCUUUUUUUUCCUCCUCUUUGUCAGUUCAUUAAAAACUUGUGAAGAGUAGUUUUUAAUCACUGAUCUUUCUUUUGUAAAUUUUUGUUUUUCAUGGCUUUUUUUUUUUCUCUCUCAUUUCAUCUGUAGCAUGUAGUGCCACAACUCAUGGUGUUGGAGGCAGCUGAUUUGCUUUGUUGGGGAGAACCAGGGGUUAAAAAGCUUAGGCCAAAAUGCUCCAGUGGCCGAGCAUUUUCUUUAAUCUUAUCAGCUUUUGCAGAUGCUCCAUUAGCUUCUGCUUACAAGUUAAUUUGUAAAUAUUUAAAGGAAGUAGCUGGAAAUCAGAAAAAUAAUUUUUGGAGGUGUGUGGUGGGGAUCAAUAUGUCCGGUUAGGUCCAGGUGAAAUAUAUUUUACAGUGAGAAGAUCUUCAUUGCUCAAAGCUUUUUUUCUCUUUUAUUUUUAAAGCCAAAUGACAGUAAACAGUAAAGCUCAGCAGCCUAUAAGAAUAUAUUGGGGUUAUUCUUGAGUUCAUGAAGUCAUGAAUUUAUGUACAAAAAUGUAAUAUGAUGUUCUUUCAGAUGAGUAAAUUCAAAAUUUCUCUGAAAAUAUUAUCACCCAUAUGACCUCUGCCCUUAAAUCUACAGUGGCCCUGAUGCUCCACCACAGUUUCCAUCUGGUAGCCUAAUAACUCAUUUCUGUGGCAGCAAAUCUGUGAUUGUUUAAAAAAUCCAAAAGGCCCGCAUCACUUGAGGGUUUCCCACCAAGAUGGAGAAAAGUCAUCUUCCUCGCCAGUGUAAAGGCUGAGCUCAGCUGUGUCGUUCUAAAUUACUCCGACUUCUUGAGAAAAAAACGAUUUCAGUUCGAUUUCACUGCUGGCUUAAAAACAAAAAUCUUAAAAAUGAAGGAAAAAAAAAAAGGUAACUGACACCAUUUUGAUCACUGGUUCUCUUUGCUGGUGGCUAAUAGCACUUUCUGUAUGUCUUUAAAAAAAAAAAAUAGAGAUUCAAGAUUCAAUUUUUUUUUUUAAAGCUGAUCACUGUUUUCACACUGCUUGAUGGUAUUUUUUGUUUUUAUAUAUAUAUGUAGUUUCAUUUCUCAUCGUGUACAGUUUUUGGUUUGAGUGCCAUUGUGAGUGCGAACAUUGAUCGUUAGGAGGCACUUUGCUGUGUGGAGGAGAGAUGCUGGCUGUUUUUGUUUCACUCCCUUUUCUUUCUGUACUGUAAUAGAUGUUUUGCUCUGGUUUGGAUCUGACGUUGGUAUCAGAAAGGAAGAAAAGAUUCAGAGGUGCCUUUUUUUUUUUUUUUUGGUGUGUUUUCCCUUCUCUUCACUCUUCUUUUUGUAUUUGCAGUAUCUUUUUAGGGGGAGCUUAAUUAUUCUGUUGAUGAAAAUAUGCUCUGAUAGAACAUAUUGUGAUUAAGCAGUGAACCUCUUAACUCACUAUACCGGAGUUCCUUUGUCGUUUGAAACCUUUUAAACUCUUCGCAGCUCAUCAAGCUGCCGUUGCCAUAGUUUGUUGGAAAAAGUAGAGCCGAUCCAACAUGUGAAGUGCAAACUCGGUGGGAAACAGAGCGAGGCCAAAGCUGACCUGCAGCAGUGGUUAAAUGUAACUGUGGAAAAAAAUGAAAAUCCACAUUUAGUUCAAACAGACUCAGCAGAAUCAGUUAAGUUUAAAACAGCUUUGAUUUUUUUUUUUUUUUUUUUUUAGUCUUAAAUCAAUCAUUAACAUCUCCUCCUUUAACAAAAAGAUUCCGAGACUAAAGUUUGGAAGUGUUUGAAUUUAUUUUCCAGUUGAUAUUUGAUGAGCAUUCACAGAAAUUUUAAAACAAACCGGAAAUGGAGUCGUGAUAAAUCUCUCAAGUAAAGCCUAAACCUUUGUCUUGAAUAAUUAAAAACAGUGAGUUUAAAUGGAAGACUUAAACACAUUAAAGGCUGUUCUGCUCUUACUUUUCAUCUAGGAUCAAAGAAAAAAAUGAAAAAAAUAGUUCUCCAUGCUUUGUCUUUCUGGAUGACAAAACCAAUACCAGCCAUUUCAGAUGCCAUAGGUUGUGAUCAAGUAUAUCAUGAUAUAACAUGAAAUGCAAAUGUAAGCCAACCAGCUUCACAUCAGACUUGAGCCAAAUAAUACUUGUUUGAUGCCUGUUUUACAACUAUGAGCAACUUUUGUCAAAGUAAAAUUAAACAUUAAACACCUGGUGUCCUCUGAAAGCAGCCACCUUGUUUUCCACUUUGAUGCUGUUGUACAACAUUCACAACAAAUAAAUAAAAUUAAAAAAAAAAAAAAAAGAUGGGAAUGCA